CGUUGUCAUGGAGAUGGGUCUCCCGGUGAGGCAGGGGUAGAGGUGGGAGGCCACGAGGAGGCCAGGGCAGAGCUGGGGCCGGCAGAGAAGGCCUGGGGACCACCAUGACAACAGCGCGGAUUCACCAUCUCCUCAACCCGGAGCCUCACUACAUCCCGGGCUACACUGGCUUCUACCCCCAGCUUCACUACCAGCUGGGGCAGACCUACGGAAAGACCACAGCCAGGCUGCUGGCCGACCCUAUGGGAUCAAAGAAAUCCUGCACCUUGCUCUCGCCGCUCACCGCACCCAAAUUCACCGAAGACUUGAGCAAGGAGAAGCGCCCGGACCCUCGGGACACGGAUCUGCACCAGGCCUACAUCCCCCAUUACACCGGGUUCAAACCUCACAAGGACUUCUGGGUGGCAGGGCGCUAUUCCCCGCUGAGGAUGGCACCGCAGUGCAGGAUGGGGGCUACCUGGCACCUGCCGUCGACGGACAUCAUGCCCUACCCGCCCUUUCCUCCCUGCCCCCCGGGCCGUCUGGAAGAGCCCAGCGCCCUCGGCCACCCGGGCUUCAGGCUGGCCUGGGGAGAAGCAGCUUGGAAGAGACCCGCCCUCCCACCCGCGUUCCCUAGCCCGCCUCAGUUCCAGCAUUUCCGGCGGGAUGAAUAUCCCAUCUGGAGCCCUCGGGCGGAAUCCAUGGACAUCAGCAAGUUUGAAAGGCUUCCCAAACUGGACGUGCCCAACCUGAUCCAGCGCAAAGCCAUCUCAGGGUAUUCCGGCUUUAUACCCCGGUUCACCUGGAUCAUGGGGGUGAAUUAUCAGCAGGGGGUCAAAGAGGCAAUGGAUGAGUUUGACAAAAACCAGCAUAAGGUAAGAAGCCCUGUCUGUGCCCUGGGAGAGAGAUUUCCCGAUACUCACUGGCCAAACACCAAGAUCUUCACCAGCAUGGGAAUGAUGCCUUUCUACACGGGAUUCAUACCGAAUUUACGGGACAACUUCGCUUUAACCUUCGGCAACGGCAGCCGCCUGUCCUACCGGCAAGAACGGGAGAGGCGAAACUAUGCGCUAUGAAAAAAAAAACGCUUUAAUUGUGA
Molecule: messenger RNA, 1078 nt
Organism: Ornithorhynchus anatinus (platypus)
Lineage: Eukaryota; Metazoa; Chordata; Mammalia; Monotremata; Ornithorhynchidae
Gene: CIMIP2A
Product: family with sequence similarity 166 member A
Exons: 7
Coding region: 105-1055 (316 amino acids)
Source: RefSeq, a predicted model, not a curated record